AUGUCCCACGCUCCCCGAGGCCGUGCCGUACUGCAGGUGUUUGAGGAAUAUCAGAAGGCCCGCGUGACCUUCGUCCAGACUGUGGCAGACCUGGCGACGCGCCCACAGAACAUCGAUGCACUCCAAAAUGCAGGAGUGAUGGCGCUUUUGCGUCCCCUGCUCCUGGAUAAUGUGGCCUCCAUUCAGCAGUCAGCAGCCCUGGCUUUGGGACGCCUGGCCAACUAUAGUGACGAGCUGGCCGAGUCGGUAGUUACCCACGAGAUCUUGCCACAGUUGGUGUAUUCGCUGGCUCAGCAGAACCGCUUUUACAAGAAGGCUGCUGCUUUCGUCCUUCGUGCCGUGUCGAAGCACUCUCCGCAACUGGCACAGGCAGUGGUCGACUCCGGAGCGUUGGAGGCUCUGGUAAAUUGCCUGGAAGAGUUUGACCCUUCCGUGAAGGAAGCAGCCGCGUGGGCGUUGGGUUACAUUGCAAGGCACACCAAAGAGUUGGCGCAGACGGUAGUCGACGCAGGUGACCGGUCCCCGGAUAAAAACCUGAUGGCCAUGGACUCUGAGAGUCUACGAGGCAUCAAAGCUGAGCCAGGCACCUCCAACGGGCCCUUCCCUCUUCCUGGAGCCAUGGUGGACUUAGACCUGUCCGAGGAAGAGCUGAAGGCAGCGUGCACGCGGCUUCGGUUGGUCGGGGAUAGGUGGCGCUGGGCCGCGUUAUCUCCGACAGUGGCUGGCCAACUCCCGGCACAGUUCGAUUUGAGAUCUGCUUCUAAGUAUUCCUUUCUGUGUGGCGACUUCCCGAGAUCUGUGGGAGUGACUGCAUCUGGCACCACGAGACCAGCAGUUGUCACGAUUGCUGCAGAUUGGGAUGGGUCCUACAACGGCGACGACUUCCUGAGGCUUCAGGCUGGAGAGCAAGUGAGGAUCACAGACGUGUCGUCAGGCGGUGCGUUUCUCUACGGCUCGGUUGUCACAGCCCGCGGACCGUCACGGUCAGGAUGGUUCGGUGGUCCCGGCUGUGAGGCCGUCAUGGCAGUGUCCAUCCCAGUACCCCUUGGCAAGGGCUCCGAAGAGGACCUGCCGCUAGAGGGCCCAGGAGGCAAAGCCGUUGGCUUUGGCUUCAACGGGGCACCGGGCUCACUUCAAGAAGAGGUCGAGGCCUAUGUGGAGCGAAACUGCGUGGACAUCCCGGCAGCCACGAGGCUUCGGGAGCUGCCACCUGAGCUCCAGGCUGAGCUCAUAAAGACCGACAUGACGAAGAGCAUCCGCAACCCAUCUGCAGCGCUACUGAGCCGCAUCAAUCACCUCGUUAAGGAGGCGCAGUUUACGGAGCCUCCUCCGCAGGUGGUGUCCCGAGCCGAGGUUCCUCAGAUCACGAUCCGUGGUAGUGCUGGGCUCAGGGGACCGCACGAACGAAGCAGAAGCCCACGGAGGAUGCAGAGGUCCGGUGGAGCCAUCCCAGCUAGCCGCUUUAGUGCUCCAAGGAUGGGCGAGGCCAUCCCCUACAUGCCACAUGGUGGAGUCAGCUCAGACGAGGUGGAGAGCUUCAUCGCGAGACACGGCCUCGACCAUUCUGCUGCGGACAGACUGCGAGCUUUGUCGCCAGAGGAGCAGGAGAACAUCGUCCUGACUGAUCUCACCAACGCGCGGAACCCCUCCGCGGUAGUGCUCUCACGCAUCGACAGAGUGCACAAGGAGGAGGGCCACCGGCAGCAAGUCGAGGAAUACCUGCAUCGACACAACAUUGACGAGGAAGCGUCGGCGAUGCUCCGCGCCCUGCCUGUGGAUCGCCAGCAGGUGAUCAUCGGCAGCGAUAUGACCAACGCCAACAACAGUUCUGCAGUCCUCAUCUCGCGGAUUCGCGGGAUUGAGGCCAUGCACGUACCGGCUGGACAGCCGCCUCCCCCCUCAGCCGGUUGGCGACCCUCGGCGGGGCGCGGGCCGCCUCGAGCAGCAGCGGGGGCGCCCCUGCCCAGCCCGGCUGAGGACUUCAUUCGCCGGUGGGACCUCGACGACUCUGUGGCGGCACAACUGCGGGCCUUGCCGAUAGCACAGCUCAACGAGGUCAUGACCUGCAAUGUGGCGCAAGCUCGCAACCCUUCCGCCAUGGUGAAGUCCAGGAUACGCUCCGUUACUGCCCGGCCUCCUGCGCCAGAGUUCUCGGUGCACCAGGAUACGGUGGAGGAGUACUUGUCCCGGUAUAAAGUGGAUGAGGCAGCGCAGGCAGAGAUGCGUGCCGCCGCACCGGAAGUCCAAUUGCGGGUCAUGGAGCAGGAGCUGAGCAACUGUCGGAAUCCCUCUGCUGUCCUCUCUUCGAGGAUUCGAGAGAUCUCUCGCGGCAGCAGGUGA
Molecule: messenger RNA, 2340 nt
Organism: Symbiodinium sp. CCMP2456
Lineage: Eukaryota; Dinophyceae; Suessiales; Symbiodiniaceae
Source: the annotation of a GenBank genome assembly